Molecule: messenger RNA, 1611 nt
Organism: Metarhizium album ARSEF 1941
Lineage: Eukaryota; Fungi; Ascomycota; Sordariomycetes; Hypocreales; Clavicipitaceae
Product: vacuolar Zn-iron permease
Exons: 3
Coding region: 1-1611 (536 amino acids)
Biological process (GO): zinc ion transmembrane transport
Cellular component (GO): membrane
Molecular function (GO): zinc ion transmembrane transporter activity
Source: RefSeq, a predicted model, not a curated record
AUGGAGUUGAGUGCGCGAGGCCUUGACAACGACACCCGUGGGUGGAUUAUGUGUGUGGUCAGUGGUAUAGCGUGCAUCUUCGGCGCCUCCAUCGUCUGCCUCGACCUCAUCGUCCGCCUGUUCCCGGGGAAACGCAGCUUUCGCAUCCAGGAGAGCAACAUCUUCCUGGCGUGCUCGCUUUCCUUGAGUUUUGGAGUCAUGAUGUUCUCCGCGCUGUACAGCAUGCUCCCCGAGUCGAAAGACUAUCUUGAGAGGGACGCUUGGGCCGACCAACCCGCCGGCUUUGUCGUCAUGGGAUGCUUCAUUGGAGGCUUCCUCGGCAUCCAAAUCGUGUCUCGCCUCCUGCACCAGCACAUGCCCUCGCACGUUGUCGACUGCGACCACACCCACGAAGGCGCAAACCCACAAGGCAGCUUCUCGAGUAACCACAGUCGAAGGCAGUCCAGAGUCAGCCGAGCCCGAAGACGCCUCUCCCGUCCGCGGUCCUCUCACAGCCAUGCGAAACUCGAUGCCCAUCAAGCUGCAGAGAACGGCAUGGCGCUCGCGUGCGAAUCCACAACUUUGUUGCCGCCGUCAGUCGACACGGAUGGGAAACGCCAUGGGAAACCGUCAAGGCGACACGCAUCUACUAGAGCUGAUGGAAUGUCGCAACGCCCGACGAGCUCGUUAUUGGCUUCUCGAAGCCGUGCGACUACUACAGACCUGGAAGCGGGAGCUCGUCGUCCGUCCAUGUACGAGGUACAGAAGCGUGUCAUGUCCUUUGUCAGGGACACCAAGUGCAAUUGUGACGAGGAGGGGUCAUGCUAUGGCUAUACAGAUCCGUGUGGACAAGAAUGUUUCAAACACCUCUCUACACGCUCGCAAAGCGGCCCUAGACAUGCUGCCACGCUUCGAACCACCACCGGGCUCUUUCAUUCACAUUCGGGCUCCGUUUUUCAUGCCGGCCAUGGUCACGAUGACCCCGACACACCUAUAAGCCCCCGGUUCCGCACAAGCAGCGCUACCUCUCGCGAAGCUCCUUUCCACCAGACAGAGGAAGAAACGCACGGCCACGACGAGCAUGAUUCAUCCUGCUCCUCCGUGGAGGAGGGGGAUGCUGAGACCAGCCAACACCACCAUCACGUUCCCACAAAUGCCUUCCUUUCUAUUGGCCUUCAAACGUCCAUUGCUAUAGCUCUUCACAAGUUCCCCGAGGGCUUCAUCACAUACGCAACAAAUCACGCGAAUCCCACCCUCGGCUUCAACGUCUUCAUGGCCCUCUUUGUACACAACAUCUCGGAGGGCCUUGCCAUGUGCCUGCCACUGUACAUGGCUCUCGGGUCCCGCUGGCGGGCCAUUGCAUGGUCCGCCGUCCUGGGCGGCCUGUCCCAGCCCCUGGGAGCCGGAGCAGCAGCACUGUGGUUCAAAGUGGCGCAGAGGUCCAACAUGACUCCAAAUGCAUUGGUAUACGCCUGCUUAUUUGCCGUCACGAGUGGAAUCAUGGUGAGCGUGGCCCUGCAGUUGUUUGUAGAGGGGUUAAGCUUGAAUCACAAUCGAAAUCUGUGCAUCUUUUUCGGGUUCUUGGGCAUGGCUGUUCUGGGGCUGAGCAAUGCGUUGCUUGCCGCGCAUUGA